AACCUGCUCCUGCUCGAACUGGACUUUUUUUCGCGCAGCGGAAGUUAACCUCUCCUGCCCCGGAAGUACAACACUGCGGUCGUCCCGGUGCGCGUUCCGCGGGGCUGGAGGCUGCUGUCAAGAUGCCGGGAGCGUCGGUGCAGGGCUCGGCGUUGUCCGAGACGAUCGAGAGCUUCGUGGAGACCCUGAAGCGGGGCGGCGGGCAGCGCAGCUCCGAGCACAUGGCUCGGGAGACCCUGGGGCUGCUGCGCCGGAUCAUCACGGGCCAGCGCUGGAGCAACGCAGGCGAGCUGAUGGAGCUGAUCCGCAGAGAGGGCAGGAGGAUGCUGGCCGCGCAGCCCUCCGAGACCACCGUGGGAAACAUGGUGCGGAGAGUGCUCAAGAUCGUGCGCGAGGAGUACGGCAGACUGCACGGGCGCAGCGACGAGAGCGAUCAGCAGGAGUCCCUGCACAAGCUGCUGACCUCCGGAGGCCUGAGCGAGGAUUUCAGCUUACAUUACGCCCAGCUGCAGGCCAACAUCGUUGAGGCGAUCAGUGAGCUGCUGGUGGAGCUGGAAGGCACAACGGAGAACAUUGCAGCGCAGGCUCUGGAGCACAUUCACUCCAACGAGGUGAUCAUGACCAUCGGGUUUUCAAGAACAGUGGAGGCCUUCCUUAAAGAGGCCGCCCGAAAGAGGAAAUUCCAUGUUAUUGUGGCAGAGUGUGCUCCUUUCUGCCAGGGUCAUGAAAUGGCCGUCAAUCUGUCCGAAGCCGGAAUUGAAACCACUGUCAUGACUGAUGCUGCUAUUUUUGCUGUUAUGUCAAGAGUCAACAAAGUGAUCAUCGGCACAAAGACCAUCUUGGCCAAUGGCGCCCUGAGAGCCGUGACGGGAACUCACACCCUGGCCCUGGCGGCGAAGCACCACUCCACCCCACUCAUCGUCUGCGCCCCCAUGUUCAAACUUUCCCCACAGUUUCCCAAUGAAGAAGAUUCAUUUCACAAGUUUGUGGCUCCUGAAGAAGUCCUCCCUUUUACAGAAGGAGAUAUCCUGGAAAAGGUCAGCGUUCACUGCCCGGUGUUCGACUACGUCCCCCCAGAGCUCAUUACCCUCUUUAUCUCCAACAUCGGUGGGAAUGCACCGUCCUACGUCUACCGCCUGAUGAGUGAGCUCUACCACCCUGACGAUCACGUGCUGUGACCGUCGCUUGUGCUAAGCGGAGAGUGCUCAGGCAGAGGGAGCCGGAGCAUGCUCAGCGCUGCCGCUGCAGGGUCCUCCCAGCAGCGGGCGGAGUCAGGCUGGACAGACUGCACACCGUGUCCUGGCGUCUCCGUUGUCCCACACAGGGCUCUCACCCAGGACUGCUCCUUGCCUUUAAGAGUUUAACAGAGCAGCAGGGCCGAACCUAUUGACUUUGGAGCCUCUUGGUGACCUGGCUGCGUCUGUUUCAGGAACUUCAACUUUCUGGUUCACUGGUGCGUUAAACAUAACACUGAGUACCUUGCUGGGAUAUGGAGUUUUACUCACAAGUGGCUCCCACACCUUUUCCUAGGCUGUGCCAAUAAAAGCUUCUGCGAAG
Molecule: messenger RNA, 1557 nt
Organism: Chinchilla lanigera (long-tailed chinchilla)
Lineage: Eukaryota; Metazoa; Chordata; Mammalia; Rodentia; Chinchillidae
Gene: Eif2b2
Product: eukaryotic translation initiation factor 2B, subunit 2 beta, 39kDa
Exons: 8
Coding region: 123-1178 (351 amino acids)
Biological process (GO): translational initiation
Cellular component (GO): eukaryotic translation initiation factor 2B complex
Molecular function (GO): translation initiation factor activity; guanyl-nucleotide exchange factor activity
Source: RefSeq, a predicted model, not a curated record